AGUUGCAGAGAUAACAGCCACCACUUGAUUGCACUUAAUCCAAAACUCGAAGAUCAUCGCGCCUCUCUCCAUAUCCUAAAAUAGAAAAAAAAAAACUGUGAAAAAGGACAAAUUCGUUACAAGUCUAACAACUCUUCUCCUUUUCUUUCUCUGUAUUCACCUCCUUCGACGAUUAAAUAGAAGUUUUUUUUAGUGAUUUCUCUGCUUAAUUUGGAAGAAUUGUCGAGGAAUUUUGAUCGGCGUAGUAAAUUUUUGUUUUUGGUUGGAACGAGAAAGAAAGAGAUGUGGGGAUUUGGGGGAAGGUAUUACUGGGGAAGAAAAGAGCCAUGUGAGAAAGUGGAAGGAAUUGUGGUAGUGUUCGCAUGGAUGUCCAGCCAUGAAAGACACUUGAAGAGUUAUGUUCAGCUUUACUCCUCUCUGGGAUGGAAUUCUCUCGUUUGUCACUCUCAAUUUCUCAAUAUGUUCUUCCCCGAGAAAGCAACGCCGCCUGCCAUUGAUGUUUUAAAAGAACUUGUAGCGGAACUAAAAAUUAAGCCAUGCCCAGUAGUAUUUGCAUCUUUUUCUGGUGGUCCUAAAGCCUGUAUGGUCAAGGUUCUUCAGAUAAUUGAGGGAAUUUGUGAAACACAAUUGAAUCUGGAUGAUUACCGACUGGUUAAAGACUGCAUUUGCGGCUACAUCUAUGAUUCAAGUCCAGUGGAUUUUACCAGUGAUCUAGGAACCAAAUUCAUUCUUCACCCAACUGUGAUGAAAAUGUCUAAACCACCAAGAGUAGUAUCUUGGUUAGCACAUGGUAUUGCUUCUAGUCUUGAUGCCCUUUUCCUCAGUAGGUUUGAACAACAGCGUGCUGAUUAUUGGCAGACUCUGUAUUCCACCGUUAGCAUGAAGGCCCCAUAUCUUAUCUUAUGUUCAGAAAAUGAUGAUCUUGCUCCAUUCCAAAUCAUCAACAAUUUUGCUCAACGACUACAAGAACUUGGGGCCGAUGUAAAACUUGUAAAGUGGACUGGCUCACCUCAUGUGGGCCACUAUAGGAAUUACAAAAUCGACUACGAGGAUGCAGUGACAGAGCUCCUUUGUAAAUCAGCAGGAAUCUAUUCUCAAAGAAUAAGACGUCUUGAAGGAGAAAGAUUAGGUAAUGCAGAGAUAACACAUGAUGAGACAGUCGAACCAAUCCCUACACUAACAAAAGCAGUAGCAAGCUCAAAUAGCUUCAAGGGGAUUUCUCUGGCUGCAGGUGACAAUCUCUACUUGCCUAGCUCAAUGGAGUACUAUGAAGGCAGAGACGUCGGUUCCAUGCAAGACGAACAUAGACAAGAAGGCUUGAUCCACCUUCCUAACCCACCAACAAGCAUUAACACUCACGGGGUCCUUGGCCAAAUGUUAUUCGAUGUUUGUGUCCCCAAGAACGUCGAAGGUUGGGAUAUCCGUUCAUCGGAUUCCUUAAGUCGACGCAGGCAUAAUCCAUUUAACCCUAUCAAAUGCAUACGUCGCUCCAGAUUGUAAACUAUGUGCUACAGACGAGAAAAUCUUUAUAUAUGGAUCUGCAAAGGCUAGUAAAACUACCUUCAAAAUGCAGAAAAGAAAAAAAAAAAGUAAAGAAAAAGAGAACUCUGAAAUUUUAUAUUCUGAAACUACUUCCCCUAAUAAGAAUAUGUGAUGACUUGGAUGUCUUCCAUAAAGACUGAUGUAGAGUGACGGAAUGAGAUCUAGUUUUGCUGGCCGUGAUAAUAAGAGGAUUUUCUAUAUGUAUUUUAUUUAUUGUACUUUGUAUAUAUACAUACAUUAGUGGGAUUAUAUAA
Molecule: messenger RNA, 1796 nt
Organism: Humulus lupulus (European hop)
Lineage: Eukaryota; Viridiplantae; Streptophyta; Magnoliopsida; Rosales; Cannabaceae
Exons: 7
Coding region: 283-1500 (405 amino acids)
Source: RefSeq, a predicted model, not a curated record